UAGCCCAGUGCUGUGCCGCUCGUCGCCUAUGCAGGGUGGAUCUUACGCUUUGUGUGUGUUGUGAUCGCGUCUUCCCGCCGCAUCUAGUGUUACUUAAUUCGAAUAAAAUAUGCAACAUACGACCACGACAACUACCGUGGAAUAUACUGACGGUGAAACAGUCUACAUGGAGCAAGAAGAUGAAUGGGAGCGGGAGGGACUCCUCGACCCUGCAUGGGAAAAACAACAGAAAAAGACGUUCACGGCGUGGUGCAACUCGCACCUGCGCAAAGCAGGCACCCUCAUCGAGAGCAUAGACGAGGAGUUCCGCAAUGGCCUCAAGCUCAUGCUGCUGCUCGAGGUUAUCUCGGGCGAGACGCUGCCUAAGCCUGACCGCGGUAAGAUGAGGUUCCACAAGAUCGCUAACGUCAACAAAGCCCUCGACUUCAUCGCCAGCAAGGGCGUCAAGCUCGUCUCCAUUGGUGCUGAGGAGAUCGUGGACGGUAACCUGAAGAUGACGCUGGGCAUGAUCUGGACGAUCAUCCUGCGCUUCGCUAUCCAGGACAUCAGCGUCGAGGAGAUGACGGCCAAGGAGGGACUGCUGCUCUGGUGCCAGCGCAAGACUGCGCCUUACAAGAAUGUUAACGUCCAGAACUUCCACACUUCAUUCAAGGACGGUCUUGCGUUCUGCGCUCUGAUCCACCGUCACCGCCCCGACCUGCUGGAUUACUCGCAGUUGUCCAAAGACGAUCCUCUGCACAACCUCAACCUGGCCUUUGACAUCGCUGAGAAACAUCUCGAUAUUCCUCGCAUGUUGGACGCUGAAGAUCUGGUCAACUGCCCCAAGGCGGACGAGCGCGCAGUCAUGACCUACGUGUCAUGCUUCUACCACGCUUUCCAGGGCGCGCAGCAGGCUGAAAUGGCCGCGAACCGCAUCUGCAAGGUGCUGAAGGUGAACCAAGAGAACGAACGCCUCAUGGAAGAAUACGAGCGCCUUACUUCUGACCUGCUCGAGUGGAUCAGGCGUACGCUGCCUUGGCUGCAGGCGCGCCAGUCCGACAACACCCUCGCCGACCUCCAGAAGAAGCUCGAGGAAUACAGGCUCUACCGCCGCAACCACAAGCCUCCUAGAGUUGAACAGAAAGCCAGGCUCGAGACCAACUUCAACACCCUUCAGACGAAGUUGCGCUUGAGCAAUCGCCCCGCCUACCUUCCAUCCGAGGGCAAGAGCGUCCAGGACAUCGCCAACGCCUGGAAGAACUUGGAGGGCUGUGAGAAGACCUUCGAGGAAUGGCUGCUUGCUGAGAUGAUGAGACUGGAGCGUCUCGAGCAUUUGGCUAAGAAGUUCAACCACAAGGCUGACAUCCACGAGUCGUGGACGGCCGGCAAGGAAGAGAUGCUCAUGAGCCAGGACUUCCGUCACAGCAAACUCAACGAACUUAAAGCCUUGAAGAAAAAACACGAGGCUUUUGAGUCUGAUCUUGCCGCUCACCAGGACCGUGUAGAGCAGAUAGCUGCGAUAGCGCAGGAGCUGAACGCUCUUGACUACUACGACUGCGCGACGAUCAACGCUCGCUGCCAGGCCAUCUGCGACCAGUGGGACCGUCUCGGCAGCCAGACCACGCAGCGCAGGAACGCCCUCGAGGAGACCGAGAAACUUCUUGAGAAAAUCGAUCAGCUUCAUCUUGAGUUCGCCAAGCGAGCCGCGCCGUUCAACAACUGGCUGGACGGCGCCUGUGAGGACCUCGUGGACAUGUUCAUUGUGCACACCAUCGAGGAGAUCCAGGGGCUCAUCGACGCUCACAACCAGUUCAAGGCGACGCUGGGUGAGGCAGACAAGGAGUUCCAGGCGAUCAUGUCCCUAGUGACGGAGGUGCAGGCCAUCGCUCAGAAGUACCAGAUCCCUGGCGGUCUGGACAACGCCUACACUACACUCACUGCUCAGGUGAUCUCGGGCAAGUGGGGCGACGUGAAGAAGCUGGUACCCGCACGCGACAACACGCUGCAGGCAGAGCUCAAGAAGCAGCAGAACAACGAGAACCUCCGACGCACCUUCGCAGAGAAGGCAAACGGCGUCGGUCCUUGGAUCGAGAAACAGAUGGACGCUGUCGCCGCCAUCGGAAUGGGCAUGCACGGUUCGGUGCUGGAAGACCAGCUCAACAGGCUUAAGGAGUACGAGAACGCCGUGGUGUCCAACAAGGCCAUCAUGGAGGAGAUGGAGAAGAUCCACCAGGCUGUGCAGGAGGCUAUGAUCUUCGAGAAUAGGUACACCCAGUACACCAUGGAGACGCUGCGCGUGGGCUGGGAGCAGCUGCUGACGUCCAUCAACCGCACCAUCAACGAGGUCGAGAACCAGAUCCUCACCAGGGACUCGAAGGGCAUCUCUCAGGAGCAGCUCAACGAGUUCCGCAGCUCCUUCAACCACUUCGAUAAGAACAGGACCGGCAAACUUAACCCUGACGAGUUCAAGUCCUGCCUCAUUUCACUGGGCUACUCUAUCGGCAAGGACCACCAGGGAGAAAUCGACUUCCAGCGCAUUAUGUCCAUAGUGGAUCCCAACAGCUCCGGCUACACGCAGUUCGAUGCCUUCCUUGACUUCAUGACCAGAGAGAACGUCGACUCUGACACCGCCGAACAAGUUAUCGACUCGUUCAGGAUUCUGGCUGGCGAUAAGCCUUACAUCCUGCCUGAGGAGCUGCAACGAGAACUGCCCCCCGACCAGGCCGAGUACUGCAUCCAGCGUAUGCAGCCCUACACAGGGGGCGACGCCCCAAGAGAAGCCCUCGACUACAUGUCCUUCUCCACAUCCCUGUACGGCGAGAGCGACUUGUAAACAACGUCGUGUCGUCCGGCAAACUCAACUCGUUGUCUUCCGUCGUGGCUAGAGCACAAUCAUACCGCCUGUGGGACGUGGCCAGCAGAUAUCUUUUAGGCAUUCAUCAGUCGUCGAGAAAUGAAUUGACGCAUUUGAUCGCAUUGACUUUGGGAAUGAAAGUUACUAAUCUGGAAGAGAUGCAAAGUCACUGCAUUGUGAUAAAGAAAUCAACAAGAAAUAUUUUAAUUGGCUCUUACUUCGCAACGGCAAAUUAAUAAGAGUUGCUUGAAAUUUACAUGAACAAAACAAGAAUCUAAUGAAGUUUGACUGCUCGGUGAUUUAAGAGCUGAACUACUAAUUGCCUGUCGCGAGGCAUCUGCUGUGCUGCUUCUGCUAACUUACCAAUUGACUGCCAUUCGAGUGUGAUUCUCUCUCAUAUAAUGAAGAGUUGUGACUUCUUUCUAUACUCUAGAGAGUUAUAAUUGUUCACUGCUUUCGGGAUCAUGGUUUUUAGAUUUCAUUUAUCUUGCCAUUUUCAAACGAUGUCAUUGAAAUUGGUAGUUUGUAAAAUCUUCCUUUUUUGCGGGGGUGGGGAAUAUGUAUUUAUUUGAUACCAUAUCGAAAAACUAAUCAUGAUAUUUACUCAGGUGCUGAGAUAUUUGAUUAUUUUUUGUUCUGUCUCGAGAAAAUUGUUAUGAAAAUUUGAUAUUGAGAAUUGCACAAAUCAUGUGCUUGUUAUGUGGCGGAGCAAUAACAAAAGAUGCGAUCAAUUGUUCGCCGUUAUGGUGAGUGGAUAAGAAGCCUCAGUAGAUUAUGUUGAUAGGUUCCUAUUGUUGAUUACAAGUCAAGUCUAUUUUGAACGAGUACAUUUGAAUUGAAAUCGUAUUUUUAUACCAAGUACUUUUGGUAGACCUCUGGGCCAAUAACUACUGUCUAAGAGUUGCUAUUGUUCAUUCAGGCCCAUAAGUUUUGAAAGUUAUUAUAUAGCAAAGUAGCAAUAGUCGAGGCAAACAGUUUCAUUUCUCCACUCAUGCUGCUAUACUUCGGUUUAGAUUUUUUAUAUUGGGAAAAAAUUCCCAGCUCUUUUCGUAACCAUCUAGAGUUUGCGAGCAUUUUGCACAGGUCAGUCUGUCAUCUUCGUACGAUGCGUGUAUGUUGGGCCGUCUGAACAUGAACGAUCGAAACAUGGAUAAGAUUAUACCAUUACUUCUUCUUCCAUGAAAUUCAUCCGAAAAAUAGCCUAAGAAGAUGUGCUUUCUUGUGUUUCUCUCGUUUAAUUGUGUGUGUAUUGCAGCUCAAGACGUCUUAUGUGGCCUAUCUCUAUUGUCCAUCUUUUUGCUCCUCGAUUGGAUUUUUGUUAUGUACCGUGAAUGAAUGCAGCUCUCAUUUGUGUUUGUAUUCGCGCUUCGUUUUAUUUCGUUCGUUUUCCAAUUGCAUCGCUAUUAUCUGAAGUUCAUCGUUAAUUACGCCCACGGUAUUAGUAAGGUCACGAACAAGUCUCUGACUGAGUUUUACUGCUUAAGAAAUACAGGAUCAAAAUUUCCAGUAUUGGAGGCGUUAAAUUCUGAAUUCUAUCGUGCAUGCUAAGUUCAACUGUUGCUUACACCCAAUGCACACGCUGUCAAUAUGAAACUUGAUCUACUGCCAUCUAGUCCAAUUUGCGCGACUUGUAGGGCUGUCACGCAAUGAAUUUCCGCUGGUGUAUUUCGCGAGUGCCUGCGUCCUGUGUAAAUUUUCUUUAUUGUGUCUCGUAAUACGUACAUGUGUGUACCUUCAUGUCUCCUCUGUAUUCUGUGUACAGUUUUCUUUUGUUGCAGAGGGAGACGCUCUCUCAUCAACUUUUCAAGCUCGUCUCUCUACUUUUGCUCCUUAUCUCACCUCGCUUCUUAUUAGUAGUCGCUUCUUCGUACUGUUAUUGAUUAAGUUAAGAGUGUCAGCAUGCAUGAAGAUAAGAGGAAGAGGUCUGCCUUGAGGUGCCCUUCAUAUCACUUGACUGUAAGUCGUUCAUAUCAUACGAGGUCUUCUAUUUAGCGAAGAUUUGAAGCCUGGUUAGAAUCGAUACGCCGGUGAUCAUGCACAAAAUGUCAAAUUAUAUGUAGUGCGGUGAUUUACGUUGCUUUAGUUGCAGCUGCUUGUACUCGUUUCAGACAAAAUAAUGAACACAAUAAAACUCCCAUAACAGUG
Molecule: messenger RNA, 4978 nt
Organism: Hyalella azteca
Lineage: Eukaryota; Metazoa; Arthropoda; Malacostraca; Amphipoda; Hyalellidae
Gene: Actn
Product: alpha-actinin, sarcomeric
Exons: 17
Coding region: 110-2812 (900 amino acids)
Biological process (GO): actin cytoskeleton organization; muscle cell development
Cellular component (GO): cortical actin cytoskeleton; cell junction; Z disc
Molecular function (GO): actin filament binding; calcium ion binding
Source: RefSeq, a predicted model, not a curated record